AUGCCGCUUAUGGAAGCUUUAUCUAAAGAUCAUUUAAUCCUGUUUGAAAAUCUUAUAGAAAUCAGUUUCCCGGAAAACGCCAUAACGCAUCAAAUCGAAAUAUCUAAGGUCAACAAUAUUUUAAAAUUACAAAAGAAACUAUUCCUCGCUGGUAGUAUCUUUGCAUCUGUUAACUUUCAUGACGACGUUUGUCAACAGAACAGAAACGCAAGGUCGAUUCAGAACUAUUUCAUGACGAAAUCGAACGCAUUCGAAAAAGAAAAUAUGACACAAACUGAACAAUUCAAAGAAGGCGACGCACAUAAAAAAUCAGCAUUAUCAGCGGUCGAACAGCAAACAGAAGCCGCACAUAAAGGUGGAACUAUUUGGGAAAUUGUACACAAAGCAGAUCAAGCAAGACUUGAACGUCUUCUUGAUGCUAAUCCAAAUAGUGUUAAUGAAAGAGGUCCUGUUGGUGACUGCCCUAUUCAUAUGUUAUUUUUAUAUGGAACUGAAACUCAUCUAAGUAUGGCUCAGUAUCUUAUUAAACGUUUUCCAGAAACUGCUACACAAAUUUAUAAUCAACCAGAAUAUUAUGGUGAAAUUGCUCUUCAUAUUGCCAUUAUUAAACGUAAUGCAGUUAUGGUCGAAUGGCUUCUUAGUAAUAAAUAUACUCGACCAUAUCGAGAACAACAGCUGGCAGCCACUGCCAAUGGGAACUUUUUUCAAUUUGGUCGUCCGUGUUAUUAUGGUGAAACUCCUCUUGCAUUUGCUUGUUGUACUAAUCAAUGGAAUAUUGCUGAAAUAUUACUCAAAUAUGGCGCUGCGAUGGACACAGUAGAUAGUAAUGGAAAUACAAUACUUCAUUUAGUUGUUAUUCAUAAUUUACCAAAAAUAUAUUCGAAAUUUAAAGAAUGUUGGUUAAAAGUACCAGCAAUGAACACUCAAGAAAUAAGCGAUAAUGAGCAUAACAAAAGUAGAUCAACUGUCUUAGAAAGGAACAAACUAGUUCCAUUAUGGAAACGUCUAAAUAAUGAUGGUUAUACCCCGUUUACAUUAUCAGCUAAAUUAGGUUUAACUGAAAUGUUUUCUUUUUUACUUGAUGAACGCAAAAUUGUUCAAUGGAGUUAUGGACCUGUUUCAUGUGUGCUUUAUCCACUUGAUGAGCUUGACCUUGAAAUUGAAGAAGAUGGAAACACUGCACCUGGUGCUCUUGAAAUAAUUGUUCAAAAUGCUCAAUCAGAACUUAUUAUUCAUCCACGUAUUAUUGAUUUAGUUAGUAAAAAAUGGGAAUGUUUUGCUCGACAAAUAUUUUUUCGUCGUUUUCUCAUUACUCUUGUUUAUUUGUUGUUUUUUCUUUUUACAACAAUUCUUGAUCAAACAAGGACAAAUAUAACUGAAGAUGAAGAUAAUAAUACGAAAACAACUGAUAUUAAACAUCGUGGUACUAUUUAUCGAACAUUAUGUACAACAGGACGUUUAAUUGUAUUAACUGGAGCUAUAUCAAAAAGUGAAUCAGAAUUGAAAGAAAUGGCACAUGUAGGAUUACGAAAAUAUUUUCAAGCGACAGGUUCUGCUCUUCUUGAAAAUUGUUUAUCAUGUUUAUUUUGUUUUGGAAUUAUUCUUCAUAAUAUUCUUCGUUUAUUGGAUAUUCAAUCUCAUACAAUUAUACUUGCAUUAGUCUCAAUUAUAGGUUGGGGCUAUAUGCUGUUUUUUAUAAUGGCUUUACAAUUAACUGGACCAUUUGUUUUUAUGAUUUAUAAAAUGCUUUCAAUAGAUAUCCUUCGUUUUUGUAUUAUCUAUAUUGUUUUUCUUAUUGGUUUUUCUCAAGCAUUCUUCGUUUUACUUGAUUCUAAUGGUUUAAUUGGUUUUCUUACAAGUGUUAAACAAUGCUUUUUCGGCAUGUUGGGUGAUUUUGAUCUUGACCAAUAUAAUGAAUCAACAUUUCAAAAUGUUAAUAUUUUAUUAUUGGUUGUUUAUGUUGUUGUUGUUUCGAUACUUUUACUUAAUUUACUUAUUGCGAUGAUGGGUGAUACUUAUGGAAAAGUUAUUGAAAGUGCCACACAAAUUUGGCAUUUAGAACGUGCACGUAUUGUUUCGGCAAUUGAAAAUGAAAUGUCAAUUGAUGAAAGAAAAUUAGAAAAGAAUAAAUAUUGGACAAAUGUUGGUGAUCAACGAUAUUUACAAGUUGAAGAAAUUGAUAACGAUUGUUUUAAAGAUAUCAACAAUGAUUAA
Messenger RNA from Adineta ricciae, 2214 nucleotides. NCBI's taxonomy places the organism in Eukaryota, Metazoa, Rotifera, Eurotatoria, Adinetida, Adinetidae. The record is from the annotation of a GenBank genome assembly.